AUGACUGUUCAAACACUCCAUAUCUUCAUCACCGGUGCUACUGGAUACAUCGGUGGAACCAUCCUGACCCGCCUGCUCAAGCAUCCGAAGUCAGACUCUUUCAAGAUCACAGCCAUCGUCCGAAACCCAGAGAAGGCGAAGCAGUUAAAGUCGCUCGGGGUGAAGGUGGAGAUUGGGUCUCACAGUGACCCCGAGAAGGUGGAAGCCCUCGCUGCCGAGGCGGAUGUCGUAUUCGAAGCCGCUGAUGUAGACGAUCUGGGAGGCACCCAAGCUGUUCUAAGGGGACUGAAGAAACGUCAUGAGAAGACCGGUCAAGUCCCUAUUCUGAUCCACACGUCUGGGACUGCCGUCCUUUGUGACAACGCGUCUGGCUUGCACGACUCGAACACUGUCUAUUCAGAUGCGAGCGUCGAGCAGAUCGAGUCACUGGCCCCAAGCCAACCUCACCGCGAGGUCGAUCUUGCCGUUGUUGGUGCCGAUCAGCAGGGUUAUCUGCGUUCCUAUAUUGUACUCCCAGCUCUUAUCUGGGGCCUGGCUACAGGCCCGCUGGUCGACAUUGGCGUGCAGAACCCGCAUUCUCAGCAGAUCCCUUUGACCAUCAGGUCGGGCCUGAAGCGAGGCAAGGCUGUCAUCGUCGGCGAGGGCAAGAACUUCUGGCCAAAUGUCAACAUCGAAGAGCUUGGCGACCUGUACAUGAUCAUAUUCAACAAAGCAUUGAACGACGCCCAGAGGCUCCCACACGGCCGCGAAGGCUUCUACUUCGGCGCGUCUGACGAGCACAGGUUCGCCGACAUCUAUAAGACGGUCGCAAAAGCCCUUUAUGAGGCUGGUAAGGUAUCCAGCCCGGAUCCAGCCCCCUUGGAGAAGGACGAAGUGGAGAAGUACUUCGGUACCGAACUCAUGGCGACAACGGUUAUGGGAGGGAACUCUCGUUGCCGAGCUGACCGUUCCCUCUCCAUUGGGUGGACACCGAAGAAGGGCACCAAAGAGAUGCUGGCAAGUAUCAAGCCGGAGGUGGAGACUAUCCUUAAAGAAUCCCAGUGAACAAUGGAGGAAACCAGGAAGAAGUACUUCGCGAUGUGUAAGAUAUAAUGACCAUUCAGUAUAGUCG
Messenger RNA from Gloeophyllum trabeum ATCC 11539, 1111 nucleotides. Its product is annotated as NAD P-binding protein. The transcript has 8 exons. The coding region runs from base 1 to 1044 and encodes 347 amino acids. The record is from RefSeq and is a predicted model, not a curated record. NCBI's taxonomy places the organism in Eukaryota, Fungi, Basidiomycota, Agaricomycetes, Gloeophyllales, Gloeophyllaceae.